Lycium ferocissimum is the source of this 669-nucleotide messenger RNA. RefSeq names its product non-specific lipid-transfer protein 1-like. Gene Ontology annotation, cellular component: membrane. The record is from RefSeq and is a predicted model, not a curated record. Lineage: Eukaryota; Viridiplantae; Streptophyta; Magnoliopsida; Solanales; Solanaceae. The transcript is spliced from 3 exons. Bases 43 to 516 code for a protein of 157 amino acids. Gene Ontology annotation, biological process: lipid transport. Gene Ontology annotation, molecular function: lipid binding.
UAAACUUUCCAUUGCAAAAUCAUUCCAACCAAAAAUAUCAAAAUGGGUCGCUUUAUGGUUUUUGGGUUGGUGUUUAUUUCUUUAGUUAGUCCAAGUUAUGUUGACGGGAAUGAAUUAUGUCCAAAUACCAUUGUUAAACUUUUUCCAUGCAAGAGUUAUUUAAUGGGGAAUGGUGAAAUAAGUGUUCCUUGUUGUAGUGGAGUUCAAGGAUUAAAGAAAAUGGCUAUUUCUGAUAAUGAAUUGAAGCUUCAACAUAUAUGUGAGUGUCUCAAAAAAGAAGCUUUGGCUAUUGGAGUAGUUAAAGAAAGAGUUGAGCAACUUCCUCAGCUUUGCAAGAUUAAUCUUUCUGUUCCUUUUGAUGCAAAUGUGGAUUGCAAAAUACUAAAGGCUUCAUCAUCAACUCGAAGUUUCAAGCUGAACAGUCACAAGAAUACUGGGAUUAUGUCUUUCAGGCGACAAAAUCCUAAUGAAAACCAUUCAAUUCCUCAUAAGAAGCCUCUUGUUAUUAUCCCAUGAAAAGUGCUAUCUCCAAUAUCAAGCGGGAUACAAAAAUCCCAGAAGACUUUGGUCAUUUCACUAGACUUAUAAACUUGUACUAUGGUUGAAUAUGUAUGAAAUGAUCAAAUAUUAUGCGAGUAUAGGUCUAAAAAAUCAUCCAGAUUAUUCGUC